AAAGUUUCUUCCUGUUUCACAACACUGUACAAGCCAAGUCGUAUUUUAAAGAGCCCUUUAAAGUCCCAGUGAAGUAGAGAAGGAGUAUUGAUAUAUUUCAUCUACAAAUAGAGAAAAGCUCGGUUGUCCACUGUUGUUUGCCAAGUCUCCACUCUCGGGGACUUGACUCAGCAGCCAUUUACAAUGCCACUGAACAAUGAACGUCCCACUUCCACAUCUACGGUGGCCAGUGAGGACCAGAACAGUGACACGGAGUCAUCGGAAAGGUGCGACAGUUUGACCUCGUCUAGCGAUGUGGACUAUUCUCGCCAGAGCUUCACCAGCGAUUCGUCCAGCAAACACAACUCUCCUUCCUGCAGCCCACCAAAAACCCUAACGCUUGACGAGGUCAUGGCCUCGGCCCGGGACCUUUCUAAUCUGAGCCUGGCUCAUGAGAUCGUAGUCAACCGGAACUUCCACCUAGAGCCUCCAGAUCUACCUCAAAACAGCCUGGAGAAGAGAGUUAAGGAUAUGGUGCACAAGGCUUUCUGGGACUGUCUUGAAUCUGAGCUGAACGAUGACCCCCCUGAGUACGAUCAUGCCAUCAAACUACUGGAAGAGAUCAGAGAUACCUUGCUGUCCUUCCUUAACCCCGGGGCCAACCGCCUGCGUACUCAGAUUAUGGAGAUUCUGGAUAUGGACCUGAUUCGCCAACAGGCUGACAACAAUGCGGUUGAUAUCCAGGGCCUUGUGUCUUACAUCAUCAAUACUAUGGGCAAAUUCUGUGCUCCGGUCCGAGAUGAUGAAAUCAAGAAGCUCAAGGAGAACUCAAGCGACACUGUGACACUGUUCAAGGAGAUCUUCCGGGUGCUGGACCUGAUGAAAAUGGACAUGGUGAAUUUUACUAUCCAGAGCCUCAGGCCAGAGCUUCAGAGACAGUCGGUAGAGUAUGAGAGAGCCAAAUUCCAGAGCAUUCUGGAAAGAACUCCCAGUGCUUUGGACCACACAACUGAGUGGAUCAGAUCUUCAAUAGAGGAGGCCACUCAAGUCAUGCCACCAGCAAAGAAGAGCAGUGAUUCUGGGCAAAGCAGCAAUCCCUUACCAGGGCCCACGCUGGUGCUAAAUACUGCCUACAUAAGACUGCUCACCUGGGAUGAGAGCAAGGGCCCUCUGCCUGAGACUUUGAUUACGGAUGAAUUGAGGUUGCAGGAGAUGCAGCGCUCUCUUCAGCUGUAUCAAAAAGUCGCGUCUGUUCUGCUGAUAGUCUACAGCUCAAUAGGAGGGGCCGUGUCAGGCCUGCCCGCUCUUGUCGAGCGACUCAAGAAGAUGACAGCAGUGCUGCUGGAGGGCAUGCAUAGCGCAGACUUUAACCUUAAUGAAGCUCUUAGUAAUGUCAGUGCUCAGAUCUGCUGUGAGGUCAACAAGUCUUUGGCUGAAAGAAACUUCCCAGCUCUCCCUGCUGAACUGCAGGCAACUCUAAAGGGCCAGAUCUGUGACAUCACCCAGGAAAACAACCCAAUACGCACUCUUGUUGAGGGAAGGGUACAGCAGUACUUAAGGGUGGUCCUUGCCUCUACCACCUCUCACAGAACGCCCCCUCCCGUACCGCCAGGCUUGGGUCUGAUCCAGCUGGAUCUCAUGGGACUGGGCGUCAGUUUCGUCAACCUCGUCAACUUCAACAAAAAGGUUUACGGUCCUUUCUACGUGAGCAUCCUGAAGAAUCUGCUUUUUAUCAACACGCAAGCACCAGCUCUACAAAAUGGGAUCACACAGGGGCCAUCCAGCAGCCCACUGGAGUCCAAAUAGACAAGGAUGCUUCAUCUGCUCCCAGUUAUCAUACCCAGACAUUUCACUUAUGUGUUUCCAAGUGAGUUAUUUGAUGAUUGAUUCUAGGGAUUCACUAAAGACUGAAGAACAACGACGUGCUAUGGUGCUUAAAAUGAAAAAGUAUGGAUGUUACAAACAAUGUUUUUUUCCAAGUAAUGUUUUUAGCAUCUCUCUAACUGUAGUUUUCACUUCACAGUGUUACUGCAAUAGAAAUUCAGUCAUUACUUACAGUAUAUUGACAAUGUUUAGGUGCAAGGAGGAAACUUUUCUAAUAUAUACAUACAGCUGUUAAAGACGUAGCCAAAAGAGGCUAAUAUAUUUACAUAGAUCAUUUACAGACAUUUGAGAAUAUGCAUUUAUGUCCGUUUAGAGACACCCGUGUAUGUUGUAUCCCAUGCCCAGAUUCUAAGAUUAUUAAAAAUGUUUAUUGGAGCAUAUUAAAAUCCAUCAGUGACAAAGUAAAGUUAUACUUUGUGUUUGCUACACAUUUUUUGAAAGUAUUGUAUUACAAUUGUUAACUGUAUUUAUACUUGAAAAAAAUUGUCUGAAUUUCUGUGUAAUUUGAAGUGGAAGAAACUUGAAAUUACAUAAAGAGGGAGAAUCCAGAACUCUGGCAAGAACAAUAUUGUUAAAUUCAUUUGAUUUUUGGUCCUGGUAGUGUCAUUUUUAUACAAUUAUGACUGCAUGAUUAUUUGUAUUUUCCUUUUUUUAUCCUCUAGACAUCAACAUUUGGGUUAGUUUUGUAUGCCGUUUGUAUGUCACUGCGCUUUAGUUACAGGCAUGUUUAUUUUAUUAAUGUUGUUUAUGAAAAUUAAGGGGAUUGUCUUAUAUAAUGUUUGUGCUUAUAUAAUUCAAUUGUGUUGAUAGUUUUACUUUAACUAUUACCAAACUGCAUAGACCUAGAACCUUGUUUUGCUAGUGUUUAUUUUUGUGUGACAAGUGAAUGAAUGACAUCUUUGUCUGGAAAGCCAUUUUCAUAUCAACAUGACAGACUGUCAAUUUAACAAUUUUGCAAUGUGUAUUGUUUCAGAUGUAAGAACCCUUAUAAGAACAACACAAUAUAUGUGGUGUGAAAAGCACUAAAAAAAAAAAUGAAUAAAAGAAAGUGUGAAAACGAAUUCAUAUUUAUUUUAAACAUUUGUUUCUGUAUUCACCUGACAUAACAUUUGAUUUUCUUUUAUAUGACAUUAAAAUUAUUUGUUAUUAAUUUAAAAAUCUAUAUGUUAUGGGUAUGGUAAAAUAAUAUUAAUAGUUGAAUCACAAUCUUUUCUAUAUUUAAUUUAUUUUAGCGCAAUUAAACAUUUCCUGUGCCCUUUCACAUAAAAAUUAAGACUUUUAUUUUGAAAGAAUACUACUUCCUGUGUGUUGGUGUUGUCAUGCUGACGACAUAGGAAGCUAAUUGAAGGCUAACCCUGUCAAACUAACGACCAUCCUAAUUUUCGUGAUCAGUGUUACUUUUAGAUAGUUUUUCCACAAUUUCAAAGCUUGAAUCAUGAUGCAAUUUAUCCUUGGCUUCACUCUGGGGAACGUGGUUGGCAUGUAUCUGGCACAGAACUACGAGGUACCCAACAUUUCAAAGAAAAUCGAGGCCUUUAAAAAGGAUGUGGAAGCCAAGAAGAAACCCCCAGGCCCAGAGUGACGGACACGAGUCCUGCCUGGAAAUAUCAUAUGGCUAUUUAUAAAAUAUCUGAAGAUGGCGGGACAUUUAAGAACAAGCAUAUAAUAUAGUAAAUAUUAUUGUUAAAGUAUAAACAAAAGAGCCCUCAAGAUGAACAGUAUAUUCAAAUAGUGUCAAAUAGUGCCUAAACAUCUCAUUUGAACAUUGAUGUGUUUUGCAUUUUUGCAUUGUAUUCUCUCUCUCUCUCUCUCUUCAUGGGUUUUUUGUAUUUAUUGAGAAACAUGUUUGCAGUGCAAAUUGUUGUGGACAAAUAGAAACUGCACGUAAAAUCAGUUAUUCAAAACAAAUUACGGAAGUUUUAAAAGCUUCUUUAUACUAUUAUGUAAUAAAGGUUAUACAAAUAAAAUUACAGUUUUUAAGUUG
Ctenopharyngodon idella (grass carp) is the source of this 3847-nucleotide messenger RNA. It is a transcript of the gene tcp11l2, whose product is annotated as t-complex 11, testis-specific-like 2. Bases 184 to 1785 code for a protein of 533 amino acids. The transcript is spliced from 12 exons. NCBI's taxonomy places the organism in Eukaryota, Metazoa, Chordata, Actinopteri, Cypriniformes, Xenocyprididae. The record is from RefSeq and is a predicted model, not a curated record. Gene Ontology annotation, biological process: signal transduction.